CCGACAGUGCACGCCCUUUUAUGUUUUCUCAUCUCGGUCGAUCUCAAUGAGCAACACCGGAGAUGUCCUGCUUGUUGUUAAUGGUGAAGAAUCUCAGACACCGUCGUCGCCGGUGGCACUGCCGCCGGCCUCGGGGCUGAUACGCUGGCGAUGGUGGCUCCUAGUGGUCGCCAACAUCUUCUUCCUCCUUACCGGACAGACAGUGGUCGCGCUGCUCGGACGGCUCUACUACAGCGAGGGCGGUAGUAGCCAAUGGAUGUCGACGAUCUCCCAGUCCACCGGCUUUCCGGUUCUCUUCGUUCCCCUCAUCCUCUUGACCUACAGAUCACCGGCCUCCAAGAUCGGCGUGCCCGCUAGAACUUUGGCGGCCAUCUGCCUCGGCUUGGGCCUCUACAGCACCGGGAACAGCCUAAUGUACAGCUACGGCCUCCGCUACCUCCCCGUCUCGACUUUCUCGUUGAUCAGCGCCUCCCAGUUGGCCUUCAACGUGGUCUUCGCCUACUUCCUCAACGGGCAGAAGAUCACCGCCCUCAUCAUCAACUCCGCCGUGAUAGUGACCUUCUCGGCGGCAAUCAUCGGUGUCAACUCCGACAACUCUGGCGACGCACCAAGGGGGAAGUUCGCGCUGGGGCUUAUUCUGACGCUGGCCGGCUCGGCGAUGACCGCGCUCAACCUCUCACUGGUGCAGCUCUUGUUCCAGAAGGUGCUCAAGUCGGUGAGCUUCACGGUGGUGCUUAAGCUGCAGAUUUGCACGUCGGUGGUGGCGGCGACGGCGGCCGUGGUGGGUCUGUUCGCGAGCGGCGAGGCCGGGGAGAUAAGGGGGGAGGUGGACGCGUACAGGAAGGGGAAGACGGCGUACGUGAUGACGCUGGUAGGGACGGCAGUGGCGAACCAGGUAUCGUCGGUGGGGGGAGUGGGGUUGGUUUUUAUGGUGUCGUCUCUGUUCUCCAAUGUCGUCGGGACGGUGGCGCUGCCGAUCGUGCCCAUCUUUGCCGUCGUCUUCUUUGGCGACAAGAUGGACGGCCUCAUGGUGAUCACCUUGUUGAUGGCUAUCUGGGGCUUCGCUUCCUACGUCUACCAGCAGUAUCUGGACGACCAGAAGACGAACAACGCCAUGACAGCUACAGCCGAUGCAGAAUAGACCUUCAGGCGCCUUUAAUAUAUAUAUAUAAUAAAAUAAUAUUUCAUUAGGCUCCAUCUAUUUUUAUUUUUAAAAAUAUUUUUAUUUAAGACGAUGUUUAACCUUGUUGAUUAGAAAUAACUAUUUAUUUUGUAAUAAUUAUUAUAUUUUUGCUAUAAUUGAAUAGUAAAAGAAAAGAAAAUUGUC
This is a messenger RNA of Zingiber officinale, 1327 nucleotides long. RefSeq names its product probable purine permease 11. Gene Ontology annotation, molecular function: purine nucleoside transmembrane transporter activity. The transcript is spliced from 2 exons. Bases 47 to 1141 code for a protein of 364 amino acids. The record is from RefSeq and is a predicted model, not a curated record. Gene Ontology annotation, cellular component: membrane. NCBI's taxonomy places the organism in Eukaryota, Viridiplantae, Streptophyta, Magnoliopsida, Zingiberales, Zingiberaceae.